AUGAGGACGAGGACACAAAGACGAAGACACGAAGACGAGGACACGAAGACAAGGACACAAAGACAAGGACACAAAGACGAGGACACGAAGACGAGGACACGGAGACGAGGACACGAAGACGAGGACACGAAGACAAGGACACGAAGACGAGGACGAGGACACAAAGACGAAGACACGAAGACGAGAACACGAAGACAAGGACACGAAGACGAGGACACAAAGACAAGGACACGAAGAAGAGGACACGAAGACAAGGACACGAAGACACAAAGACAAGGACACGAAGACGAGGACACAAAGACAAGGACACGAAGACGAGGACACAAAGACAAGGACACGAAGAAGAGGACACGAAGACAAGGACACGAAGACGAGGACACGAAGACGAAGACGAGGACACGAAGACAAGGACACGAAGACGAGGACAUGAAGACGAGGACACGAAGACGAAGACGAGGACACGAAGACGAGGACACGAAGACAAGGACACAAAGACAAGGACACAAAGACGAGGACACGAAGACGAGGACACGAAGACGAGGACACGAAGACAAGGACACAAAGACAAGGACACGAAGACGAGGACACGAAGACAAGGACACAAAGACAAGGACACAAAGACGAGGACACGAAGACGAAGACGAGGACACAAAGACGAGGACACGAAGACCAGGACACGAAGACAAGGACACGAAGACGAGGACAUGA
Messenger RNA from Xyrichtys novacula (pearly razorfish), 708 nucleotides. Lineage: Eukaryota; Metazoa; Chordata; Actinopteri; Labriformes; Labridae. The record is from the annotation of a GenBank genome assembly.